AUGUGCCCCCGCACCGACGCCUGCCCGGACCCCGAGGCCCAGCGGCCGCCCGCGCCCCCCGGCAGCGCCUGCCGCCCGCUGCCCUGGGCCCUGAGCGCCGCGCUGUUGCUGCUCGCCGGCACCGGCGCCGCCUGCGCGCUCCGCUGGGCCGCGCCCCGGGCCCCCGCCGUGCCCGGCCCCGGGCGCCCCGAGCUCCCCGAGCUCCUGCCCGACGCCCGCGCCCGCCUCCCCGACUCUCCGCAGGGCGUGUUCGCGCAGCUGGUGGCCCGAGAUGUGAGGCUGACCGAAGGGCCCCUGCACUGGUACAGUGACCCGGGCCUGGCAGGCGUGUUCCUGGGGCCGGGCCUGAGUUACGACAAGCACACUGGGGAGCUGAUGGUGGCCGAACCCGGGGUCUACUAUGUUUUCCUGCACCUGAAGCUGCAGCGGGUGGUGUCCCACGAAGGCUCCGGCUCAGUCUCCGCUGCCCUGCAUCUGCGACCGCUUGGUGCCGCGGCUGCAGCCCCGGCUCUGACCUUGGACCUGCCUCCUCCAUCCUCAGAGGCCCGUGACUCCGCAGCUGGUUUCCAGGGCAGCCUGCUGCACCUGGGCGCCGGCCAGCGCCUGGGUGUUCACCUGCGGGCUGAGGCGGGGGUACACCUCGCCUGGCAGCUCGCACAGGGUGCCACCAUCUUGGGCCUCUUCAGAGUGGCCACCAAAGUCCCCACUGGACUCCCCUCCUCGUGGCCCACUGACACGGGGCCUGGCUCCGGGCCCCUGGACCGAGAAUGA
Molecule: messenger RNA, 771 nt
Organism: Odobenus rosmarus divergens (Pacific walrus)
Lineage: Eukaryota; Metazoa; Chordata; Mammalia; Carnivora; Odobenidae
Gene: TNFSF9
Product: tumor necrosis factor (ligand) superfamily, member 9
Exons: 3
Coding region: 1-771 (256 amino acids)
Biological process (GO): immune response; positive regulation of cytotoxic T cell differentiation; positive regulation of activated T cell proliferation
Cellular component (GO): plasma membrane
Molecular function (GO): tumor necrosis factor receptor binding
Source: RefSeq, a predicted model, not a curated record